Messenger RNA from Catharus ustulatus (Swainson's thrush), 3196 nucleotides. It is a transcript of the gene BPGM, whose product is annotated as bisphosphoglycerate mutase. The transcript is spliced from 4 exons. The coding region runs from base 235 to 1014 and encodes 259 amino acids. Gene Ontology annotation, molecular function: intramolecular phosphotransferase activity. NCBI's taxonomy places the organism in Eukaryota, Metazoa, Chordata, Aves, Passeriformes, Turdidae. The record is from RefSeq and is a predicted model, not a curated record. Gene Ontology annotation, biological process: glycolytic process.
CCGCAAUAAGACGCGCUGUCCGCCCCUCGGCCGGCCCGGCGCUUCCCGUGCGGCGGCCCCGGCGCUCUCCGUGCGCCUUCAGCCCGGUAGCCAGCCAAGAGUGUGUGGUGGCCUCUAUAUAAAGCAGCUCUUCAGCCUCUUCUGGGACUUGUGGAGGUUGUUCCUUUGCCAUAGGAAAGAUGUAUUGUUAUUAAAUGCCAGACCUGCUGCCGUCUGUGCCAAGCUGCAAUCAAAAUGGCAAAGUAUAGGCUCGUUCUCCUAAGACAUGGGGAAGGAGCCUGGACCAAGGAGAAUCGCUUCUGCAGCUGGGUGGACCAGAAGCUGAGCAGUGAUGGGAUCAAGGAAGCUCAGAACUGUGGCAAACACCUCAAAGCCCUGGGCUUCGAGUUUGACCUGGUCUUCACUUCCGUGCUGAGCCGCUCCAUCCAGACCGCCUGGCUGAUCCUGGAGGAGAUGGGCCAGGAGUGGGUCCCCAUUCAGAGCUCCUGGAGGCUGAAUGAGCGUCACUACGGAGCGCUGAUCGGACUCAACAGGGCGGAGAUGGCUCUGAAUCACGGCGAGGAGCAAGUGAAAAUCUGGAGGAGAAGCUACGAUGUCACCCCGCCUCCCAUCUCGGAAUCUCACCCCUAUUAUGCAGAGAUCUACAACGACCGCCGCUAUAAAUGCAGUGAUGUCUCUCAGGAGAAUCUCCCCAAGGCUGAAAGUCUCAAAGAUGUGCUUGACAGACUCCUUCCCUACUGGAAUGAAAAGAUAGUGCCAGAACUGAAAAGUGGCAAAAUGAUUCUUAUCUCUGCUCAUGGCAACAGCAGCAGGGCGUUGCUGAAGCACAUCGAAGGCAUCUCCGAUGAGGACAUCAUCAAUGUCACCCUCCCCACUGGUGUGCCCAUACUCCUUGAACUGGAUGAGAAUUUGCACCCUCUGGGCCCUCACCAGUUUCUGGGUGACCAAGAAGCUAUCCAAGCUGCCAUCAAAAAAGUGGAAGAUCAAGGGAAAGUAAAAUCUGCUGAGAAGUAAAAUCCCACUGUCUAACACAGCUGUGUUCAGUGUGGUAGUGGGUGGCAAUGUGUGUAUGACUGCUAGGUUGCACUGUGUGAAUGUCUCAAUUUCAAGCACUAAAUAAUUGGAAGGGACAAUUGUUCAAUCUCAGGUUGGUAGUUUUAACCCUCUGCCUUGUCAAAAACUGGAAUUUAGAUUGCAGCAUGAGGUUUUCAGUACUGGAAGGGGUUAUUCAGGUAAUGGAAACUUGCAGGGCAGUCUGCCCCAAAUCCACCACUGAGGAUGGCCCAGGAGAGAAAUAAAGGGAUAUGUUAUUGGUGUCUAUCAACAAUCAGUCCUAAUGUGUGAAGGAGAAAAGCACCAGCUUACUGGACUGAUUCAAGUGCAGGAUGUCACAGGCAAUAAAACUGUCACUAAUAAAAUGCAACCAGAUAACUCUGUUAUCAACCAUGAUUUCUCUGUGUCAUAACAACCUUGUUCAUUUGUUCUUGAUGGAUUUCCUUCAGUCUUUCAGAAUACUUCUAGCUGGACAACUCUCUGCCUUUGUUAUUUUGAGUCUUCUGUGGCCAGUUCAUGGUCCAGAUAAUUUUGUAGAGAUAUUCUGACUAUGAGAGUUGCUGUAAUUGUCUUUUGUUACACUGUAUUUGGUUUUUAAGGAAUCCAAAUAGAAUCGUUUUUCCUCCACCAUCUUUGCAAAGCCUAGCAUCACUGCAUUUUGCUGGCUUGCAGUCAUAGGGUUUAAUACUUUAAUCCACAAACACCUGAGUUUCUCAUUCUGACCUUGGAUAUCAAUGUGGGUGACACUUGUGUGUGCUGCUUGAGCUGGAUGUGUUCUCAGCAUGGCCCAGCUACAAAUCUCCAUGUUGAUAAGAAUUUCCUUGAUAUGAGAAAGUUUUAAAAUCCUAGAGGAGCUGCUUCUUUGCAGUGAGCAGCUCUGGAGCUUGCUUUGUAAGUGUGAGAAGAUUUUUUUUUUUUUCUUUUGAGGAGAGCAGUGUGACAGUGUGGUGUGCCUCUGACAGUCUUGCUGACAAGUGGAGCAAGGCUUUGCAAGUCUGAUGCCAGCUCACAUUAGAGCAGCACAUACUCCAGAAAAGACUUCUUGCUAGAAGGUAGUUUCUCAUGCAUGAAUGGUACUUCUACUUCUCUUUGGUUUUGUUUUUGUAGCCCUUGCAGUAGGAACAAAAUUACAUGUUUCUCUUUUAAACAUAAAGCUGGUAGGUUUCUUCUUUGUACAGUAGAGCUAUUUCAGUGGAGUUUAUUUUGGUUGUUUGUUGUUUUUUUUUUCCCCUGGGAAAUGCUAUUAGCAGCUUCUCUGCUACUUGAUUUGAUACUGACUUAGUUUCUGGGGUUUUAGUUUCUGUGCUUAGAGUAAUUCUGAAUCUUAGCUGAUAGUUUACAAGUGAGUGUUACAGUGUUAGAUUGCUGAUCAGCAAAUGUUCACCUGUGAAAGCCCUGAAAAGGGUCACUGGCACUCAGGUUAAUAAAUUCUUCCCCAAAUAUUAAAUAAUGUGUGAAGCUAAUAUCAAGUAAAUGUUGCUGUAGAUGUGUAAACAAGACUAGCAGAGCCACCUGUUGCCAGAGGGAGCUGUGUGUAUCCAAGUGUGUGGGCACACAGUCCACAUCUGGAUCCCUUUGGCAUUAUGGAAUUGCAAUGCAGAACUUCUUCAGGUUGUGACACACAGCUGGAGUGUUCUCAGAAAUGAGCCCAGCUGAACUGGGAGACAGGAUCUCCUCCCCUUGACUCAGAGAAUCCAUCAUCUCUUCACCUUGCAAAAAUAUCCUGUGGAACCAACUGGGAUUUCAUUAUGCUCUUUAAGCUUGCAAUUUUGAGUGACCUUUUAAUUAAAAUCCUGAUUCAUAAGUUUUGUCUGUUGAACAGAAACCAAGUUCCAUCAACAGUGGCAUAAGGAUUCCUGAUCUUUGGGCAUAGCUACAUCAGAGGGAGGAAUGAGAAUCUGGCCUUAGAGAUCAGUGGUUGGGAAGCAUUUUUCCCUGUGUUUGAGUGUGCCUCAAAGUCCUAUAAAGUAAAUGCUGUUUUUACAGUUAACAUAAUAGAUGUGGUUGAUUUGGUUUGUUUAUGCAUUUUUACCACGUGGUUCAGUAGCAGUAAUAGCUCUAGAUCAUCUUGAAAACCUUUGUAAAUAUGGUGGAGUUGGCAGGUUCUUUAUAACUCAAUAAAUUCACCCAAAAUACAAUUUAA